Molecule: messenger RNA, 2545 nt
Organism: Megalobrama amblycephala (Wuchang bream)
Lineage: Eukaryota; Metazoa; Chordata; Actinopteri; Cypriniformes; Xenocyprididae
Gene: ace2
Product: angiotensin I converting enzyme 2
Exons: 18
Coding region: 37-2472 (811 amino acids)
Biological process (GO): proteolysis
Cellular component (GO): plasma membrane
Molecular function (GO): metallopeptidase activity; peptidyl-dipeptidase activity
Source: RefSeq, a predicted model, not a curated record
AACAGCGUCAGUGUUGGUGGGACACGCGCUGUCGUGAUGUGUGCUCGGUGGCUCCUGCUUUUGGCCAUGGCCUCUGUGGUCUGCUCUCAGACUGUGGAGGAAAAUGCCAGGGAAUUCUUGAAGAAAUUUGAUGAGGACGCAUCCAAACUUGUGUACCAGUAUUCCCUUGCAUCCUGGGCCUACAACACAGAUAUUUCCCAGGAAAAUGCAGAUAAAGAGUCUGAAGCAUAUGCAAUCUGGAGCGAAUACUACAAUAAGAUGUCUGAGGAGUCCAGUGCCUACCCUAUCGAUCAGAUCUCUGAUCCAGAGAUUAAAAUGCAGCUCCAAAAGCUCCAAGAUAAAGGAUCAGGGGCACUUUCACCUGACAAGGCUAACGAACUAAGGAAUAUCAUGGCAGAGAUGAGCACUAUUUACAACACAGCAACUGUUUGCAAAAUAGACAACCCCUCUGACUGUCAGACUUUGGAGCCAGGUCUAGAGAGCAUCAUGGCAAACAGCAAAGACUACGACGAGCGUCUGCAUGUGUGGGAGGGCUGGAGAGUGGCGACAGGGAUGAAGAUGAGACCCCUGUAUGAGAGAUAUGUCGAUCUGAAGAACGAAGCCGCCAAACUCAACAAUUACGAAGACCACGGAGAUUACUGGAGGGGGGAUUACGAAACCAUCGAUGACCCCGAAUACACUUACUCCCGAGAACAAGUUAUGGAAGACGCCAGGCGCAUUUACCAAGAGAUCUUGCCAUUGUAUAAAGAGCUUCAUGCUUAUGUGAGAGCAAAACUGCAAGGUCUCUAUCCUGGUCACAUCGCUUCCGACGCUUGCCUUCCAGCACAUCUGCUUGGCGAUAUGUGGGGACGGUUUUGGACCAACCUGUAUCCUCUCAUGAUCCCGUAUCCAGAAAAGCCUGAUAUCGAUGUGAGCUCUGCAAUGGUGGCCCAGGGCUGGGAUGAAAUGCGCCUGUUUAAAGAGGCAGAAACAUUCUUUAUGUCUGUAAACAUGUCUGCAAUGUUUGACAACUUCUGGACAAACUCGAUGUUCAUUAAACCUGAAGGAAGAGAUGUGGUGUGCCAUCCUACCGCAUGGGACAUGGGAAACAGAGAGGACUUCAGAAUCAAAAUGUGCACUAAAGUGAACAUGGAUGAUUUCUUAACUGUUCACCAUGAGAUGGGACAUAACCAGUACCAAAUGGCUUACCGUCACCACUCAUACCUGCUGAGAGAUGGUGCGAACGAAGGUUUCCAUGAGGCGGUGGGAGAGAUCAUGUCACUUUCUGCUGCCACUCCUUCUCACCUGCAGUCAUUGGGCCUUCUGCCUUCUGAUUUCAAGGAGGACCAUGAGACAGAGAUAAACUUCCUGUUGAAGCAGGCCCUCACCAUCGUGGCCACUCUGCCCUUCACCUACAUGCUGGAGGAAUGGAGAUGGCAAGUCUUCAAAGAGACCAUCCCCAAAGAUGAGUGGAUGCUUCGCUGGUGGCAAAUGAAGAGAGAACUUGUUGGAGUGGCUGAGGCUGUGCCCAGAGAUGAGUCCUAUUGUGACCCUCCUGCACUUUUCCAUGUAUAUGGGGAUUAUUCUUUUAUCAGGUACUUUACUAGAACCAUAUAUCAGUUCCAGUUUCAAGAGGCAUUAUGUGAGGCAGCUGGCCACACCGGUCCCCUUCACAAAUGUGACAUUACCAACUCAACCAAAGCUGGUAACAAACUCAGGCAUAUGCUCGAGUUAGGCCGAUCCAUGUCUUGGACUCGUGCUCUGGAAGAUAUUGCAGGAACCAAAAAGAUGGAUUCCCAGCCACUGCUACAUUACUUCAGCACACUCAUGGAUUGGCUGAAGGAGGAGAACCAAAAGAACAACAGAGUGCCAGGCUGGAACGUCAAUAUUAACCCAACUUCCUAUAUAAAUAAUGCAGAUUCAGAAAAUGCCUUCAAAGUCAGAAUAAGCCUAAAAUCUGCCAUGGGAGAUGAUGCUUACACCUGGAAUACAAAUGAAAUGUAUCUCUUUAAGUCCACUAUGGGUUUUGCCAUGCGCCAGUACUACUUGGAUGUAAAGGGAAUAGAAAUGAAUUUCAUGCCAGAGAACAUCCACACGUACAAUGAAACUGCCAGAAUCUCCUUUUAUUUUGUUGUGAUGGAUCCAACCAAACCAGACACAGUUAUUCCUAAGGCCGAUGUAGAGGCGGCUAUCUGGCUGUCGAGAGAACGUAUCAAUGGCGCAUUUCUACUCAAUGAUGAAACACUGGAAUUUGUUGGGCUGCAGGCAACAUUAGCUCCACCCAAAGAGGAAAAAAUCACAGUUUGGCUGGUGGUGUUUGGAGUGGUAAUGGGUGUAACUGUGUUAGGGGGGAUCUACCUCAUUACCACAGGGAUAUUAAACAGGAAGAAGAAAGCUAAGAAAGCUGAGGAGACUGUGAACCCAUAUGAGAAUUCAGAUGAAGGAGAAGUGAACAAAGCCUUUGAACAAGACAUUGAACAAACUGGACUGUAAAGAAAAAGCUGUUUUCAAAAACAUCUUUACUCUAACAUCAGAAUAAAGAGUGAUGAAAAAAGCUUCCACACCA